AUGAGUACGGUAGAAGAAGUUGCAGUUCCAGCUAUGGAACUGGAUGGAGACGCAUCUAAUACACAAUCGGAAAAUUUUAAUGGAAACACCAAUAACAUAUCCGGCACAGAAGUACCAGAAACCAAAAAUGGAAACGUCAAGGUGUUGCAAAGGCUUGAAACCGUACCAGAUAUCAAGAGAGACACAUCGGGUAUCACAACGCAGUAUAUUACUGCUGGUAUAGUGAAUCUCGGAGCAUUUGCUGCCGGAGUGUGCACAGCGUGGUCUUCUUCAGCGUUGCAGUUGAUGACGAUUACGACAGAGACUCACUUGGAUCGAGCAGCGGAGGUUACUAAUGGCACACAUCCCAAAUUAAUUCUUACAACAUCUGAGGCGUCGUGGGUGGCAUCGCUUCUUUGUCUCGGUGCACUUUGGGGAGCUGUUCCGACUGGAUUAAUAUCUGAGCAUUUUGGCAAAAAGAAAACUCUACUGUACCUACCACUACCACUGGUGGUCUCAUGGAUCCUUGUUUCUUCCAGUCCAAACGUCUAUGGUCUUUACGUUGGAAGAUUUGUUGGCGGCGUGGCGGUGGGUGCGUUUAGUGUUGGCAUACCACCAUACAUAGAAGACAUCGCCGAAAAGCAAUUGCUUCCAACAUUGGCCAACUUUUACCACGUUCAUUUUGCCUGCGGUGUACUCUUUGGUUAUAUAGCAGGUAUGGUCCAAAGUACGUCAUGGCUGUGCGUCUUAUGCAUCAGCAUACCAGUAGCGUUCUUCAUUGCGUUUAUUUUUCUCCCUGAAUCACCUACUUAUCUGGUAUCCCAAGGCAAAUAUAGCGAGGCCAAGGCUGCAUUACGAUACUUCAGGGGCAUCGACAAUGAUGUAAACUCUGAAAUUAAGUUAUUAAAAGAAUACGUUCUGAACUACCGCAAAACUCGAGUUACUUUCAGGGAACUGUUUACCACUAGGACUUCUGUAAAAGCACUGAUCGUGUCAUUUGGACUCAUGGUUUUCCAGCAGAUGAGCGGAAUAUACCCUGUGCUGUUCUACGCUGAGAAUAUCUUUAAAACGUUUUCAAUAUCAUUAAAUCCACCUGGAGCUGCUAUCAUCCUGGGCUUCUGUCUAGUAUCCUCGACAUAUUUCUCAACGAUGUUACUGAAGACCAUUCGAAGAAGAGUUCUGCUUAUACUGUCUUUUUUGUUUAUGGCUGUGAGUUCGGGCAUUUUAGGUAUUUACUAUCAUUUAAAAGCAUCCCACUUAUCUUCUGAUAAUACUUGGGUGCCUUUAUUUACUCUGUGCACAUUUGUAAGUCUAUAUGCGGCUGGUGUUGGACCAAUCCCCUGGCUGAUGCUAAGAGAAAUAUUCCCGUCAAAUGUCACAAGACGUGCCACAGCUAUAACCGCAGGAUUUCACUGGUUUCUCGCUUUCGGUGUAACGAAACUGUACCAGAAUUUGGUGGAUCUUGUUCGACCGGGAUGGACCUUCUGGCACUUUGCGGUGAAUUGCAUAAUAGGAGCUAUAUUCGUCUAUUUCUUCGUGCCGGAAACGAAAGCUAAAACAUUGCAAGACAUACAAAAUGAAUUUAAUGGGAUUCAUAAAGGUAAAAAACAUCGACACGUUAUAGAGUUAGAGAGUAUAUCGGAAGCUUGA
This is a messenger RNA of Parnassius apollo (apollo), 1629 nucleotides long. Lineage: Eukaryota; Metazoa; Arthropoda; Insecta; Lepidoptera; Papilionidae. The record is from the annotation of a GenBank genome assembly.